Mercenaria mercenaria is the source of this 13562-nucleotide messenger RNA. RefSeq names its product menin-like. The record is from RefSeq and is a predicted model, not a curated record. Gene Ontology annotation, cellular component: nucleus; histone methyltransferase complex; chromatin. Gene Ontology annotation, molecular function: Y-form DNA binding; transcription cis-regulatory region binding; chromatin binding. Bases 12 to 2219 code for a protein of 735 amino acids. NCBI's taxonomy places the organism in Eukaryota, Metazoa, Mollusca, Bivalvia, Venerida, Veneridae. Gene Ontology annotation, biological process: negative regulation of cell population proliferation; regulation of transcription by RNA polymerase II; negative regulation of cell cycle. The transcript has 6 exons.
AUGCAUUCAAGAUGGCGGGAUUUAACACAGCAAAACAACAUUUUCCCUUGCAAAAAAUUCAAGAUGUACUGGGCUUAUUUAAAGACCAGUUGACACGAGCUGAUGAAAUUGAUUUAAGCUUGCUUUCAAUUGUUCUUGGGACAAUAGAAAAUGCGCUGACAGUGAAUAGAUCACAUGCAUUAAACAGAGAAAAUGACUCGAAACUUCAACCGAUUUUCCCUAUUAUUGAAUGGGAGACAAUCGAUGUUUUACGUACUAAGUUUGUUACACAGAUAAAAAGUGCCGUGGACCUUUCCCUGUAUCCAGAUAAAUUUGCUUCAAGGGAAUUGGUAAAGAAAGUUUCAGAUGUAAUAUGGGGAGGCUUGACAAGAGCAUUUUACAAGGACAGGGCACAUUUACAGUCACUUUUUAGCUUCUUGACUGGGAACAAAUUAGACUGUUUUGGGGUGGCAUUUGCUGUUGUUGCAGCAUUUCAAGUGCUUGGCUACAACGACGUUCAUCUAGCACUGUCUGAGGAUCAUGCCUGGGUCAUCUUUGGUGAAAAUCAAGAUCAGUCAGCUGAGGUCACAUGGCAUGGCAAAGGGAAUGAGGACAAGAGGGGUCAGCCAAUCAACCAAGCUGUAUCAGAAAAACAUUGGUUAUACCUAAAUGGUCAACCUGUGGUAUGUACAAAAGAAAUGGAAGUAGCAGCCAUAGUAUCAGCUAUCAAUCCGUCCAUAACUGCUACAAUAGACAGUGUUGAGAUGGGUUCUGUACAACAGGAACUGCUUUGGUUGCUUUAUGAUAUGGGACACCUUUCUAAAUAUCCAAUGUCACUUGGUAACCUUGGUGACUUAGAGGAGAUAUGUGAGAGCCCAGGGAGACCCCCUCCGUUGUCAUUGUUUGAAGAAGGUGUGAAAUCAUCUGUCACCAACUAUAAUGACCAGCAUAUCUAUCCAUACACAUACCUAGGUGGACACCUGUACAGAAUGGGCAAAUAUAGAGAAGCCCUACAAGCUUGGGCUUGUGCCUCAAAUGUAAUCAAACAGUACAAUUACAAUAGAGAAGAUGAAGAAAUCUACAAAGAAUUUAUAGAGAUAGCAAAUGACUGGCUGCCGACCAUAAUGAGAAAUAUUGCUACAGAAAAUGCUGCAAGACUACGCAGAAACUCACUGCUAUAUGAUACAGAUGCAUAUGCAAAUUUUCUCAAGUUUUAUGACGGUAUCUGUAAAUGGGAAGAAGAUAGUCCAACACCAGUGUUACAUACUGUUUGGGCUAAGCAGUUUGUGUACUCUCUCGGAAAGUUUGAUUCGCGCGUCAGAAAGUGCAUCCAAAUACAUGCAGAGGGCGUAGAGGAUGAAUCCUCUAGCUCGGAUUCCAGUAGUGAGGAUGAAAAUCAAGAAAAUUGUGAUGUUAAUGGAAAUGGGGUGGUGAAAGAAGAUGGUGUUAAGAAAAGUCGAGGUAGAAAACCGAAAGCAAAAAAGAGGAAAUUAAAUGAGCAGAAACUUGGAAACGGGGUCCAAGAUGGAUCAGGGGAUACAAAGGUAAAUGGGAACAAUGCGGAAGAACAGAUCAAACACACUAUUGAAGAACUUGUCUCAAAAGUUGGAGAAUCAGAUAGUCAGAGAGAUACACCUCCAAAUCCAAAUUUAGCAGCACUUGCGCAAGCCUGCAGCGAGUCUAUUCUCAACCCAGAUUACUUGCUGACAGGGGGUGAACCAUUUACAACAGCUACAACGCGGUCCACCCCAUCAUCUACUAGUGACAGGGUCAAUGUUGAUGUAAAUGAGUUUCUGAGUUCUAAGUCAAACAGUACACAGUUUGUUGGUAUGACAGUAGAUUCCAUGUUGAAGGCAGAAAGUCCUGCAGACAUGAUGAUGUUCCGCAAGCCGCCAGACAGCGCUCCGUCCUCUGAAGAGGUUCAGACUCCUACACCUGAACCUACAGAGGCAAACACCAAUUUAGAGGUUGAUGCUAUAACGUCAGGAUGUGAGACCAGCGGGGAAGAAAAGUUAAAUAACAGUUUUGCAAUAGUGACACCAGAUCCGGUAGAUCUUCUGUUAGUGAGUCAAAAAAUGAAAGGUUUAAGGAAACUGCUGUCGUCACUUAAACUAAACUCGAGUGCAAUUACAUUACAGUUGACAGCCCAGUCCCAGACAGAUUUUAAACACAGUAGACGAGGUACUGGAGAGUUUGAACUCAUCCAUUCAAGGAAGAGGUCAAGGCGAGACAUUCUUUAAAAAUACAGGGUUAUGAUAACUAUCAGCAGCUCUAAUCAUGUUAAGAUUAAUUUUGUUUUAUGUGUAUCUAGUUGUUUGCAGUAUAGGAAUGUAAGGAUGUCAGUGAUUGAAACAAUAUUUAUACAACAUCAGUUGCCGCAAGACAAUUAGAAAUAGAUAUGUAAUUCUAAUUGUAAAUUGGUAAUAUAAACUUAAGUUCUUAAUUCUUAAAAAGUACAUAGGAAAGUCUUUUAUUUGUUUAAUGAUAUAAUCGGUCAGUUUGCUAAAGGUAGUUUGAGAUAUUCAUUCUCGUAAAUAUUCUCAGCUAGAAUAUGGGAUACAUGUACCUAUUUGUGCCAUCUGUAAGUGAAUCUCGUAAUGUUUUUUAUGCCCCAGCCUUCGGGGCGGCAUAUAGUAAUAGCACCAUCCGUUUGUCACAAUUUUAUGACUAAUCUGUGACUUUGUCAUUCAUGGAUGGAUUUCAGAAAGACUUUGCACAAAUGAUCAGUAUGACAUGAUAAUGUGUUGCAUACAAGAACCAUAAAUCUACCUUUUGAAUUUUCUCCCUUUAUUGAAUGUCCAUCCUGAUAUCUUGUCUGGUCUGUAACACCUUGGUUCUUGGAUAGAUUUUGAAUUAGCUUCGCACCAGUGAUCAGCAUGACAUGAGAAUGUGUUGUGUGCAAGGACAAUAACUCUAACCCUUCUUUUUUUUUGAGUUAUUUCCCAUUAUUGUUCUUGUCCAGGGAAUAACUCUAAAACAACUGUAGGGAAUGUAUGCAACUUGCACACAAUGAUAGAGGUCAUUUAUAGAAAAUGCAAUGUACAUGGACCAUAAUCAACCUGGCUUACUUUUUGAAUUAUCUCCCUUUAUUGAAUUUCCAUCCCUGUUUCAAUCCAGUCUGUAACUUUAUCAUUCAUAGAUGGACUUGACCAAACAUAAAAUAACAAAUUGUAUUGAUGAUGUUGUUACUAAUUGAUAAAUUUUGAAUGAUUAGUUCUUGAUUUGAUUUUGAAGUGGUUGUUUCUAUAAAUAGAUUUAAUAAAAAUGUUUUAGCUGGCAAAAUAUUGGUUAAAUGUUUUAGGAUUUAUUGUGAAGCAGUGCAGUAUGAAUGUAAGGGAACAAAUGAAGGACAAUAGUUUCCUAAUUAAUCCACAUGAUAUGUGUCCUGGUUUAGGAAUGGUUUGUGUCCGUCCAUCCUUCUGUUUCACUGUUGACUUUCCUGUAGAAGUAAAUGAAAGCUUGGUGUUGUAUAGGUUUGCCCAUAAAUGUGUUAUAAACCGACUUAUGCUUGUGGUUUCCAUUUUUAAACAGUGCCUAUUGUUCAUUCCACGUUCCAGUGAGCAUGGGUUUUCCUUGGUUUCUCUUCAGAUAUAAGACGAUGUCUUUGAUGUUGUACAUCAUUCUAAAGCUGUCUGAGGGCUGUUAUAGAAGCUUCUUAAACUUUCAAAAUAUCUUGAUUACUUUUGAAUUUAUUUCCAAAAAUGAUUUUGUUGGGUUUUUUUCUGUAUUUCUAUUAAUUUUUCAGCCAUUUUUUAGACACUAACAAGUUUUAAAAAAUCAUGUUUAAUUAUCAGUGGAUUGUUUCAAAACUUUGAAGAUAAUUAUUGUAGUCAGCAUAGAAGCCACAUUCUAAAAUUCUAAACCUAUUUGUUUUUUCCAGAAAUUGCGAUUUUGAUUGAUUUUUAUAAAGGGAAAAAAUACAUUUUUAUUGCCAUCAAACUGAGAUUACUGAAGAUAUUUUAAAAUUUCAAAAAGGUCCUACCAACAUGUUCAGAAACCUUUAAAAUCAUGUAUAGCUUCUAUCUGAGUUGAAAAGUAAAGCAACAGAUCGUGAAAACACUGUUUCAGAUUAUGUGAAUUAGAUACUGUAAAAUCAUUAAAUUUUGUGGUUUUUGUCAAAACGGCAAUUUCGUUGGGAUAUGAAUUUGUAGAUUUCAACUUUUGAACAUAAAAUGAAUGGGAAUUUUACUUGUUUGUUGGGAUUAAAUUUUGUGGAUUGACUCAACCACGAAAUCCACGAAAAUUAGUACCCCACAAAUUUUAAUGAUUUCACAGUAGUAGGUGGCCACUUAUAGGAAACAAAAAACCCUACAAUAUUUAUAAAUCAUCUGCAAAAGGGACCAAGUGGUUAAAUUUGUCAAAAUUUUGCUUUGUAACUGCCAAAAAAAAAACUUUAAAAAGUACAUUGGUGAAAUUAUCAUUACCAAAACAUUGAUCCAGGGCCUGGUUGUUCGAAACUUUAACAGGCGAUUAGGCUAACAGUUGAUUAACUUUUAGGGUUAUUUUUAGACAUUUCAGAAGACUUUGAAAAAUAAAUGUAGGAGUUAAGAAUUAAUAACACUGAAAAAUCUUUACAAUAAAAUCAAAACAUCAUUCUAGUGUUUCCCACCAAGAAGAGUAUUUUGAAUCAAAAUUUAACCUGAGGUUAGUUUAACAGCCAGUUAAAAUUUCGAACAACUGGACCCUGAUUGUUGAUUUUAAUAUGACAUCACACUUACUACAGUUUUUUCCCCAAUCUACAGCCUGUGAUGUUAGAACAAAUGCAUGAAUGUUGGAUAGAUUUUUGUGUUUGAGUAAAACUUGUGUGAAUAAUUUUCUUGUUUCUUUUAUGAAGGCCUUAAUUAAAUGAGAUAUUAUUGAAUCUCGUUGUUGGUGCAAUUUUUUGUUAAAUUGUAAAUAGAUUGUUUCAUGUACAUACUGUUACACACUGUAUAUAUGUUCCAUUGAUGUUGUAUUACCAGGUGAUAAAGUAACUGCUACAGGUCCAUGCCAAUACCUGUAUUCAUCAAUGUCAUCAGUCAGAAAUUAAAGCUUGAGCUCAAAAAUGUGUAUAAGUUUCAUUUCCCUCUGUUUUUAAACAGUUUCUUUGAUUUUGCUAGAGCAUAGUUGGGGCCUCAAUGGCCCAAUGGUUAGUGGUUAUGGUUGCUUCAGUCACUUGCCUCUCACCUCUGUAGUUUUGAAUCCACUUUUGAAAAAUGCUUUCAUGCGGGGAAGUAUUAGCGAUAUGUUCUACCGAGGUGCUCUCUGAAUUGUCUGCCUCUACCUGAACAUCUAAAACGUCACAUGGGCUCUUCCUCCACCAUAUAAGCAGGAAGGCCUCCUUAUGAGUUGCUUAAGUUUCUUAAAAACCCAACAGAACAAAAAAAGGAAACCUAUCUGAAGUUAAAGCAGUUGUUUGCUUUCCUGCCUUACAGCCAAAUCCUUAAUAUAUACACAGAAUAAUUAGAAUAUUUGAAUUACUGAGUUUGAAUUUCUGCCUUGAAACAUUGAUAAAUGUCAGCCUAGGCUAUCAUCAUUGUCCUGUGAUAUAACUGUGUUCUCAUUUAUGUGAAGUACAAAUUUUUGCAUGUGAUUGUAUUUGAUAUUUGUUAAAUUUUUAACAGUACAGGAGAGACUAGGUAUUAAAUGGUUGAUUUUACAGCAAUAUGUCAAUUUACACGUGAUCUUUUUAGCUACUGUUAUUUUCAUGGUAUCAACACUUUUUCUCUUUGUUUUUAAGACUUUUUUUAGCAUUUACAGAAUUGAUCAGCCAUGCGCAUAGAGCUACAUAUUUAUAUUCAUUUUAUAAUGCUUACUAUAAAAUUUUAGAUUUUUAACCUUCUGUUUUUACACAAUACAAUAUAGGGCCAUAUUGUGAGUAUUGUAAACUUAAUGUUAGUUUUUUUGUCUCCCAAAAGUUUGGGGGGCGGAGGGGGGCAUUUAGAUUAGCCCUUGUCUGUACAUCUGUCUGUCAGAAUUUGUGUCAUGCAUAUCUCAAAAAGUAUUCGACCCAGAGUCAUCAAACCUCACAGUGAAGUUGUGGUAUGCCUGAUUUGUGAUUCACGUAGCCAGACCAGAGUUAGAGCUCUUGACAUAGUCAGAAAUAUGCAUAAAAGGGCCUAAAAGUUUGUGUCACAUGUACCUCAGAAAAUAUUUGACCUUUGAUUAUGAAACUUGAUCAGAAUAAUAUUCAGGAUGUGAAGUUUUGCACCUGUGGUUUUGGUCGAGAGUUCACUGAGCCAGUUUAGAGUUAUGGUCCUUGACUUAGUCAAAAAUAUGCAUUCAGGGCAAAAAGGGGAAUGUCCGAUGUAUUUCAAAAAAUAUUUGACUUAGAGUCAUAAAAAAUUAGAGGACUGAUAUAUAGCGUGUGAAAUUGAGCACCUGGUGUUCUUUUUGGGACGACCAGAGUUAUGGAAUUUGACUUUGUGAAAAAUACACUUAAAUUGCGUAAAGUUUGUUUUGCAUGUAUCUUUAAAGAUAUUUCAGCUAGUGUCAUGAAACCAUGAACAGUUACAGGAAGUGGGGGGCACCUGUGUCCAUAUGUUGAUAAAGUUUCAUGUAAUAAAGUUAAGUAGGAGACUUCUCUUUUGGGCUUUUUAUGUCCCCGAAGGGAGGCAUAUUAGUUUUCAACUGUCCGUCCAUUCGUUAGUUAGUUCGUCACAACGUUAACUUUUUGCAUGAAGGCACUUUACUCGCGAACCACUGCACCCAGGACCUUCAAACUUCACAUGCUGAUAGUACUUAUUGAGUACACGACCCUUACUGACUUUGGGAUCAAAGGUCAAGGUCACCAGGUCAAUGGUCAAGGGGCUGCGGGAGCAUUUGUCACCAUUAGUGACAGCUCUUGUUUGUGUAAGGUUUUGGUGAAUUUUUUUUUUCCAAUGUGAUGCAAUACAAGUAUACAUGUAUGAAAAAUUUAUAGAAGUAUGAAUGCCAAAUUUGGUGAUUCAGAUAAAGCUCCACAUUUACAUUAUCUAAAGGUACUGACCUCCAGAUUUUGGCUAAAAAGAUCUUUCUUUAAAAUUGAAGUUUGGCCAUAUUAUCGAUGUUAGAAUAUAAGUUUUUGUUUCUAAACUGUCUCAAAAAUACUAAAUUAAGAGAGAGAGAAAAAAAAAGAUGGCCGUUUCAGGAAUCGAACCCGGGCCACUGCGGAGGUAAAAAAGUUUCUGCUGUCGUUACCAAUACCACUAUGGAGGAUUAUCUAUUUAACUGCCAUUUAAUAUAGAUAUUUGUAAUUAAGGCAGUUUACUUUGAGUAAAGUGUUACAAACGCUUUUCGAUUUUCAUCGUAAAAAUGAGUAAAAACAACUAAUUCUCAUGUGUUUCCAUAACACAAUGUCAUAUAGUCUUGUCAGUAAUUAAGUUUCAAAGUAUUCUUAAGAAAUAUAGCAUUGAUAUCCUGAUACCUGAAUUUUUUAAUUUUUUUGUUGUCAUAGGAUCUGGAGGUCAGUGCCUUUAAGGUUAGAAUAUAAUAUUAUCUACAUUUAUACUAAGUUUUACAUAUUGAUAAAAUAUUUAUCUGUCAUCAAGAAAUAGCAAAAGACAUAAAACAUCGCUGUACUAUCUAUGAAAUGUUGUUGCUUUUUUAUCCACUAAAAAAUCCUAUUUCAUUAAGGGUAGUGAAUAGAAUGUGAAUGAGUUGCCAAGAGGCUUUUACUUUAAUUUCAGUAAAUUCUGCAUGUCUCCGUCUGUAUGACUAUGUCAUGGAAAGUAGGCAAUUUUUAUUUGCAAAAUUGAUAUGCUUGCUUUCUUUCUUGUUCACUACUGUUUCUUGCAGUUAAUUGUCAUAGUCUCUAUGCCAGUUUUGACAUGCGGUAUUGUGUUACAUCUAUGUCCAUCUGUCUGUCUGUCUAUCUGCCCUGUGUUUCUGCAGGUGUAAAGUGAGGGAUUUACAGAACAUAGAUCUUUUUUAGUUACAGUAACUGUUACAGACCAUCGACUUUCACUUUGCAUCUUUUAAAAUGGAUGCAGUUAUUGAACAGAUUUUUCCCAUGCAGGACAACAGAUCAAGAUUCUGUUUUUGCUCAGCUAUUUUUUCGUUAUUGCCAUUACACAUGUAUAAUUUACAUCAUACGUUUCAGGGGAUAAAAAUGCAGUUUAAUUUAUGUUAGAGAAGCGAAUUAUGCUACUUAAACAUUGCUCUUGUUUGAAUACCUUAGAUCUGUGUAUGUAACUUUCUGGUAUGUUAUAAUCAUAUCAAUUCUGUGGACCAUGUUAUGAGUAUAGAAUGUUUUUAUUGCUCACUCUAACAUCAGUGUCAGGCACAUGGUACCUUCUUACCUUCUUGUAAAUAAUUAUGCAUAUUCAUUGAGAUGUUUUGCAUGUAUGUUUUUAGUUUUAAAACAUUUUCGUAUCUUGAAAUGAAAAGCCAUUGUCAUGCUUGUAUUUAUUGUUUACCUGUUGUGUGGGAAGUAGUUGACUGAUUUUGUUUGCUCACCUGAGCACAAAGUGUUUAAGGUGAGCUUUUGGAUUUUUGGAUGUCUGUUGUCUGACUGUCCAUCAUUCAUAAUUUCUUUAAAGAUCAUGUCAUCCUCAAUUACCAAGCCAAGUUUCAACUAGUUAGUCCACUACUGGCUGUGAUCUGCAAAGGUAAUUUAUUGGCAGUUAGUUUGCUGCUAAGGGCAGGUGGAAGAGCAUGAGACAGCAAAUCUAAUGUCUGUAAGUUAAACCGAAGGUCAAGGAAAAUGUCGACAAUUUGUAAGAAGGCAAAAAGUCUGAAGUCACCUGUCAUCUCCGUCAUUAUGUUUGGAAGUCAUCAUUGUGUAGUGAAGAACACAUCAGUUUGGUGUGGACUCUGUGAUCAGUGAGAAGGUUAACCAACUGUAGUUACUGAAACUUCAUACCUAUUUAAGCUGUUGACUCCAGAAUUGUCAUAGGUUUGUGGCAAUGAGUCUAUGUGCAGAGCGCAUGAACCUGGUUGGUGGGUCAAAGGUCAAGGUCAUAAAUUGAGCCCAAACAUCACAUCUGUCCAUCAUAUUUCACAUUUGAAGGUCAAAGAUUGUAGCCUGAGAUUUAAUGUCCACUGAAUCCUUUGAUCCUCUUUAGGCUUAUAUUGCCCUGCUUUGCCAAGCUCUUUUCUGCAUAUGAAAUACUCCAUAUACUAUGUCAGAAUGUGUUCAUUUGGGAAUAUGGAACUUAAGUAAGAGUGAUUCAAAUUCCAUUUGUUAAAGAUCUGCAAUAUUGUAUUUCUGUAAGGGAGAGUGUAUCACAGAAUAGCAGACAGAUGUCCUAAUUAAUACUGGCAGUUUGCAAUUUAAAAAACAAACAAAAACAAAAUUUAAUGAAAUGUCUAUCAUGUAUAUUGUUAUUUUUCCAUCAAAAUCUUUACUCUUUUUAUGCAGAUUUCAUUGAUUCGCAGUGUUCUAAUCAUAUUCCCUUUGUUUUAUUCUAACACUUCUAAACCCAUUAUAUUGUGUCCACAUAAAAUAGCUGUUCUUGCUGAAACCACAAAAUUUAAUGCCAGUGACAUUUAAAUGAUGAACUACAUAAUUAAUUUCUGUUCUUUUUGAGAAAUUAGCAUUUUAUGAUGUAUUUUUAGACUGCAAACUACCUAUAUAUAGAGCUUUUAUUUCUCCUUUGAAAAUUCUUUUUUAGAUGGAGAUGUAUGUUCAAAGUGUUAUGUUUUUUCAUGCUUACUUGUACAUUUCCAUCACAUUGAGGUUGGUGAAAGUUUGCUUUUGUAAUCUUUUCCUUCAGAUUGAAGGAAAAGCGUUAUAUACAUUGUAAGAACUUUCUUUCCAUGUCCUUGUUAAUUUUUCUCUGUAAUUGUUAUUGAUGUUGUUUCUUGUUGUUGUUGAAGAAUUCACAUUUGUUUUUAAUGUUUUUUUUUUAUUGUAAAAACUUGAAUGGCAGGUGUAUAUUUUGUGGUGAACAGAUCUCUAUUUUAUCCAUUUUGCAUCAUUAGUGCUGUUUCAUUUAGUGCUAUUUUGAACAUUUUGUUUCGUCAUUUAGUUCAUAAAUUGUGUAGUGAUAAUGUCUGAUUCACAUAUUCUGUAUUUCAGAUACAGUGAAUCAUCCGAACAGUAACAUAGCUUGUAAUCUAAAAACUUUUUUUUUUUUUGUUUAUGGAAAAAAAGAAAGACUGGUUCUAACCAGGUGCUCGUCCAUGCCAGAAACAAUGUCUGAAGGGCAACUGGGGUCUUCCUUCACCGUCGAAAGCGGAAUAAGUCAUCAUACAGCUCAAAUAAUGUGGGUGUGACUUUAAAUCCAACACCAAGAAAAAUUUGUACUGAGACAGGGCUUUGGAAAUUGCUAUUUUCCCCAAGGAUUCACAUAGAUCUUGACAAGUCUUUGACUUGGAUGCUGUUCCUAAGAAAUUCCUUGAAAAUGACUAAAACCUUAAAACUUGAAUGUCAACCAAAACUCCUUGAAAAAUGGUAUGUCAGCUAUUUGUUUUGUAGAAAGAGUACAUUAAAAAAUAGAACAAAUGAAAAUAAUUUGAAAGAAAAUAAUGAUAUUUGGUCACUAAACAAUGGAAAACAUUGAUUUGAACAAAUAAUCAGAUAUAAUGUGGAUUGACAUUGUAUGAUUACUUAUGGUUACUAGUAAAUCAUUUUUAUUCCCCCUUCGACGAAGGUGGGGUAUAUUGUUUUGCAGAUGUUGGUUUGUCGGUCGAUCCGUAGACCAAUUGGUUUCCGCAUGAUAACUCAAGAAUGCUUGGGCCUAGGAUCAUGAAAGUUGAUAGGGAGGUUGGUCAUGACCAGUAGAUGACCUUUAUUGAUUUUGAGGUCAGUUUCUUAAAGGUCAAGGUCACAGUGACCUGGAACACUUAAAACAAUUUCUGGAUGAUAACUCAUGAAAGCUUGGGCCUAGGAUCAUGAAAGUUGAUAGGGGUGUUGGCCAUGACCAGCAGAUGACCCCUAUUGAUUUUGAGGUCAGUUGCUCAAAGGUCAAGGUCAUAUUGACCUGGAACAGUUAAACGGUUUCCGGAUGAUAACUCCAAAACAGUUGGACCUAGGAUCAUCAAAGUUGAUAGGGAGGUUGGCCAUGACCAGCAGAUGACCCUUAUUGAUUUUGAGAUCAGUACCUCUUAGGUCAAGUUCACAGUGAUCUGGAACAGUUAAAGGGUUUCCGGAUGAUAACUCAAGAACGCUUGGACCUAGGAUUAUGAAAGUUGAUAGGGAGGUUGGCCAAGACCAGCAGAUGACCCCUAUUUUGAGGUCAGUAUGUCAAGGACACAGUGACCCAGAACAAUUAAACAGUCUCCGGACUGUAACUUGAGCAUGCUUGGGCCUAGGAUCACAAAACUUAAUAGGGAUGUUGAUCAUGACCAGCAGAUGACACCUAUUGAUUUUGAGGUCAAUAGGUCAAAGGUCAAGGUCACUGACCAAAUAAUUUCUGUUCCUUGUGCAAUUACUGAAUGCAUCAAGGGGGGCUUUUCGUGUCCUACGAGCUCUUGUUAUUGUAUGACACAUUGGCAUUUUACAGAUAGUGUACUUUGUAUAAAUAUGGCAAGAGAGAUAGCACUGGUUGAAUGUAUGGUGGGAAGCGAUUUUGUCUUGGACCGAUUGAGUUUUCCGAAGCCCUGAUACAGGGGUUAUUGUGAGAAAAUAACAGCUUUUGUACAGAGAUAUUGCCUGUUGUUGAGAGGUGUUGUUAACAAAUAUACUCCAGCAGGGAACACCUUUCAUAUUUCAUAUCAUUCAAAAGAAUGAUGGUUAGAGCUUUUUUUUUUAUUUUUUGUAACAUCUAUGGUAGUUUUUAACACAUCUAAAGAUACCACUAUUGAGUCCAGUAUUUUCUGUCAUAUUAGACUAAGCUUUCAAAAAGUUGCACAAAGUUUGUACUACCCAGUUAGGAGAUCAUUAUAAAAGAUUAUGUGAACCAGACAGUAAGUGCAGUUUUAUGGUUGUUUGUAUUGAGAUUGUUAUGCCCCCGGCAUCUACUGAUGCAGGAAGCAUAUAGUGACUGUCCUGUCCAUUCCUUCAUCCAUCCGUACGAGGUUAACCAAAUGGGACCGUUUCGUCUAGCAUCAAUAACCCUAACUACAAUGACUUGAUACUAAUUCAGAUGUUACCUGUGACCAUUCCUCAUCUUCAGACAUCACCUGACCUCAGUUUGACCUUGACCUCAUUUUGGACUUAGGUUGCUUUAUAUGGGCCAUCUCUUGGUUAACCAAAUGGGACCGUUUCGUCUAGCAUCAAUACUGCUUACAAGAAUGAAUUGAUACUAAUACAGAUGUAACCUGUGACCGUUCCUCAUCUUCAAACAUCACCUGACCUCAGUUUGACCUUGACCUUGUUUUGGACUUAGGUUAUUUUGUAUCGACAAGGAUGCCACCGGGGGCAUCAAGCGUUUAUUGAACGCAGCUCCUUCUUUUAAUUUUGUGCUCACCAUAUUCCAACAUCCACUUUUCUGUUUGAUAUAAAAGACCUCAAAAAAAUUAAAACAGAUUCAAAAUUUUCAAUAAUCUAUAGGUUGUUGUGAAAAAAAUACCCGUGUGUCCUUUUUGUGUGAAAGUCUUUCCUUAUGACUGAAUCUCAGGCCUUUCUCUCCAUCCUUCUGUUGUAGAAAUAUCCUUAUUUGAAAGAAAGUGCUAGAUAAGGAACAAUUUUUGGCCUAAGUAAAUUCUUAUAAUUAUUGAAUAGUACUUCUGUUCCAGUGUGAUUUGGAUUAUUUAUUAUUUGGUCAAACUAAAGGAGUGACGCAAUGACAUUUGCUGUUACACAAUUAGUUUUUCUAUGUACAGUAAAAUAUUUUUGUCUAACAAAUACUCUAAAAUCCCGAAAACUGUCAAAAUUGUACAGAAAAUGUGAAUAACCUAGGCUUGCCAAUAUUUAUCAAUAGGCAAAUACUAAGUAAAAAAUAAAUUAAAAUUCGAAGCAUUACCAUAUACAGAGAGGGAUCCAAAUAACACCAGGUAAACACUAGGUGCAAUUUUUUCACAGUUACAAUUUAAGAAACAGUGUUCUCAUGUGAUAGAUAUUUUGAACUUUUUAUUCAAAACAAAUUUUCUUUUUAUUUCAUCUCUUAAAGAAAUUGUACCUAUUUAUAGUUUUUUACUAUCAUAAAAUGUAUUUAAUAUAGAACUGUAAUAUCACAUGAUGUUUCUUUAAUUCACGGAAGAACUUGUAACAAAUGUUGUUGUUUUAUAUGAAUUAGAACAAGAAAGCUUCAUUUAAUAGCAAAAUUGAAUUUUUUACUUUUUUUUUAAGUUUUGUAAAGUCAAAGAAGUUUUACUUUUGGCAUUUUAUUCUUAUAGUCACAAUACACCAAUGUCUGUUUUGUCAAAAUAUAAUGCAAGGGUUAUUUAACAGAACAGAACUUGUCAUAUUUACAAAGUUAUUUUAAUUCAUACAAAAACCCAAUUAUGGAAAAGAAAGUUCCACUAUUAAAAAUGUGACUUUUGCAUGUUCUUUAGUACAUGAUCAGUUUUGGGGUUUUAGAGUGGUAAUACAGUUAAAUUUGGAUUACACAGAAGCCUAGUUACUGGUCAGUUUAGCAACUUCAUUUUUUGUGUUUAAUUUUCAUCAUACAUAAUUAUUGACAUGUGAAAGUCAAGUACAAUUUCUAUUGUUUUCAAAUUGGAAGAAUCAAGCUAUUUGUGCUACUAAUGGUUAAAUUUUGUAACAUGUUGAAAUAAAAUAAAUUGUCUCACGUUUUUUA